AUGGAAGUACGCGCGUCGCAUCUUCUCGUGAAGCACCAGGGUUCCCGCCGCGCGGCGUCGUGGAGGGACCCGGACGGCGUCGUCAUCACCAAGCGCACGAAAGCCGCGGCGAUGGACGAGCUCAUGGCGUACAAGGCGGAGAUCGACGCCGGCAACGUCACCUUCGCGGACCUCGCCGCGAAAGUCUCCGACUGCUCGUCCGCGAAGCACGGCGGCGACCUCGGCUUCUUCGGCCCUGGGAAGAUGCAAAAGGCGUUCGAGGACGGCGCGUUCGCGCUGGAGGUGGGCGCGAUGUCCGGCGUCGUGGACUCGGACAGCGGACUGCACAUCAUCUUGAGGACCGCGUGA
Micromonas pusilla CCMP1545 is the source of this 348-nucleotide messenger RNA. RefSeq lists its product as uncharacterized. Lineage: Eukaryota; Viridiplantae; Chlorophyta; Mamiellophyceae; Mamiellales; Mamiellaceae. The record is from RefSeq and is a predicted model, not a curated record. Gene Ontology annotation, cellular component: nucleus; cytosol. Gene Ontology annotation, molecular function: peptidyl-prolyl cis-trans isomerase activity. The coding region runs from base 1 to 348 and encodes 115 amino acids. The transcript has 2 exons.